Messenger RNA from Suillus bovinus, 2559 nucleotides. RefSeq names its product ATP-dependent DNA ligase. The transcript has 14 exons. Gene Ontology annotation, cellular component: mitochondrion; nucleus. Gene Ontology annotation, biological process: DNA biosynthetic process; lagging strand elongation; DNA repair. Lineage: Eukaryota; Fungi; Basidiomycota; Agaricomycetes; Boletales; Suillaceae. The record is from RefSeq and is a predicted model, not a curated record. The coding region runs from base 1 to 2559 and encodes 852 amino acids. Gene Ontology annotation, molecular function: ATP binding; DNA ligase (ATP) activity; DNA binding.
AUGUUUGUCACGCGCUCAUUCUAUCGCGUCGCGACUCACACAAGAUUUAUGGGAAGACAACAAACACUCGGUAAAUUCUUUGAAAUGCCAAAGAGCAGUAAAGCCGCGCCGCCACAACAGUCGAACCUGUCAGAAAUGUGGGGAGGGAAGAAGCGGAAGCCCAACACGAAUGAGGAGAGUGUGCAGGAAGAAGUCAUCGUUAACGGGAAGGCGGAUGAACUGAAGACGGGCGCGUCACUGAAGUCUGAAAUUAGUGAGAAUCUUGGACCACCAUCCAAACUGUGGACAUCACCUGGGCCUUCAAAGUCAAAACGGAGACGUGUGGUCGAGUCAGAUGACGAGGACUCCACGACCACCCCACCAACUCUCAUCGGUCUAAAUGGGCACUCCUCACCACAGCCUUCCUCCAAAAGUAGAGAAAAAGCCAAAGCAGUCUCCCAACCUGAGCCUUCCUCCAAAAGUAAAGGGAAAGCCAAAGCAGUCCCCCAACCCGAGCCUGCAGAAAAGCAACUAGCCGAGUCCCCAGCAAGUGCCGACGAGGCCGAGGAUGAGAAUCCUGACGAAAGUGAGCCAGAGGAUGAUGACGAGGAUGCGGCCACACAAACUGCCGAGGAAGCACUAUCCCGAGUCGCAGAGGUAGACAUUAAGGGCGGGUGGAAAAUCGGAGAUUCAGUGCCCUACGCUGCAUUAACGAAGACAUUCUCACUCAUCGAAGCCACCACCAAGAGGCUCGAAAAGACCGCCCUUCUUACUUCGUUCUUCCUUCUCGUCAUCCAGCGCAGCAAGAAUGACGAUUCAAACUCCCUCCUGCAGUGCGUAUACCUGUGCAUAAACCGCCUAAGCCCAGAUUAUGUCGGUGUUGAACUGGGUAUCGGCGAGAGCCUGCUCAUCAAAGCUAUCAGCGAGUCCACAGGACGCAGUCUUGCAACAGUCAAAGCAGACCUCAAGAAAGAAGGCGAUCUCGGGCUUGUAGCAAUGAACUCUAAAAACAGUCAGAAGACGCUCUUUAAACCCAAGCCCCUUACAGUUCCUUUCGUCUUCUCGAACUUGCGGGAGAUCGCAUUGUCAUCUGGACAUUCGUCCCAGGCAAAGAAGGUAUCGAUCAUCACAAAGCUCCUCGCCGCAUGCCAGGACUUCGAGGCGAAGUACAUUGUGCGCAGUCUGGAAGGCAAGCUCCGGAUCGGUAAUGCUGAGCGGACGGUUCUCGUGGCUCUUGCACACGCUGUCGUUCUGGCUAAAGAACAUGCUGGAAAGCGAUGGAGCAAAGAGAAACUGGCAUCUCGCCUCGAAGAGGGUGCUAGUAUUAUCAAAUCUGUGUAUAGCGAGCUCCCCACGUACGAACUUGUGAUCCCUGCGUUAUUCACGCAUGGCCUAUCGGGCUUGCGCACUCAUUGCAAGCUUACGCCCGGGGUUCCGCUCAAGCCAAUGCUCGCCAAGCCGACAAAAGCGAUUGGCGAAGUACUUGACCGGUUUGAGGGACGGCGAUUCACGUGUGAGUACAAGUACGAUGGGGAGCGCGCCCAGGUGCACAGGCUGGAGGAUGGCAGCGUCAGCGUCUUUAGUAGAAAUUCAGAGGAUAUGAAGGCUAAGUAUCCAGAUCUGGUGGAGCAGCUGCCGAGGUGCAUCAUGGAGAAGACCACGUCAUUUGUGCUGGAUGCCGAAGCCGUUGCGAUUGACAAGACCUCGGGCAGGCUCAUGCCCUUCCAAGAGCUGAGCAAGCGAAAACGCAAGGACGUAAAAGUCGAAGACAUACAGGUCAAAGUCUGCCUUUUCGCAUUCGACCUUAUCUACCUCAAUGGCGAGCCACUUCUCCAAAAAUCACUCAGCGAGCGGCGAGAGUUGUUGAGGGAGCACUUCCAGAUCGUACCUGGAGAGUUCGAUUUUGCCAAAUCUUCAGAUGGAUCGACAACAGAUGAGAUCCAGGCGUUCCUUGAAGAGAGCGUGAAAGACGGCUGCGAAGGACUCAUGGUUAAGAUGCUUGAGUCAGACGCAAGUUACUAUGAACCCAGCCGGCGGAGCGUCAACUGGCUCAAGCUCAAGAAAGACUAUCUCGCUGGCGUUGGUGAUUCUUUGGACCUCGUUGUCGUCGGCGGGUACUACGGCAAAGGCAAGCGAACGAACGUUUAUGGAGCUUUCCUCCUAGCUUGCUUUGACACCGAUGCCGAAGAGUAUCAGACGAUCUGCAAGAUCGGUACCGGGUUCAGCGAAGAGAUGCUGCAGACGCACUGGGACACUCUACGACCGCUCGAGAUCACAAAACCACGCGGAGACAUCAAACCUGGUGGAGCAAAGCCUGAUGUGUGGUUUGAGCCAAAGAUCGUAUGGGAGGUGCUUGCGGCAGAUCUGAGCUUGAGCCCGAUAUACACAGCAGCACAAGGCUUGGCAGAGGAACGCGGGAUCUCGUUACGCUUUCCGAGAUUCAUCCGAAUACGGGAUGAUAAAUCGGCAGAUGAUGCUACCGGACCUGAGCAAAUCUCUGAGAUGUAUGAACGACAGGUGCUUGCGCAGAGUAAGGGCGGGAAGAAAAGCAAAGGUGAUGGAGAUGAUGGAUUUUGGUGA